This is a messenger RNA of Nannochloropsis gaditana CCMP526, 1542 nucleotides long. RefSeq lists its product as uncharacterized. The transcript has a single exon. The annotation marks the transcript as partial. Gene Ontology annotation, biological process: methylation. The record is from RefSeq and is a predicted model, not a curated record. Gene Ontology annotation, cellular component: cytoplasm. Gene Ontology annotation, molecular function: nucleic acid binding.
ACAGCCUUUUUGGGGAACCCUCGGGCCCUCUCAGCGUCCUGAGUCCCCCACCCAUACGUGGCAAAGCCAUCCCCGUUAACCUCCCCCCCCUGGGCCAUCCAUGUGCCUGUAACGCUUGCACGAACACGCCGAGCACACGGCAUUCGCAGCGUUUGCCUCGAUUCUUGGCUAUCGGCUCCUGUAUUUUCUGUUACUGCUUAACGAAAAAGGGCCCAGUUGCUUGCACUCGGUCGCCACGGAGCUCCCACCCGAGGCCUCCGUCCUACGACCCCCACGUCGGGCCUCCCGUGCAAGCACGCGUGGCAUACGGGCAGACUCAAGAAGCAUUUCGUACACUCAUAUUGACAAGAUUGAAGGAUGCCUCGGUAUCUAGUCACUUUCGUGUAUCGUCUGCUCGAUUUUCGAUUUGCGGAGUUGGAUGCCAUCCUCGAUAUGCUCUGCCUGGACCCCGCCGCUGUGUACGCUCCUUCCCCCCCGGAAAUCAGGCUCAACAAUUACUCACACCUAUUCGUUGACCUCCCUUCUGAGGCCGUAGCUGUAGAGAUCCAACAGCGGGCCGUUCUGGUCGAGAGCGUCCUGGAGCUCUGGGGUGAGGGCCGUACCUAUGAAGAGUUGGACGCCAGCCUGCUGUCCCUCUCCGACGAUUUCCUCGCCCCUUACAUGCGGCCGAAGAUGACCUGGUCGUUGAUGGUGGCGGGCUCGGGCAAAACCCUGAGCAUGGCUGCCCAAGACACUGCCCGCUACCGUGUCCUGGCCUCCAUCCCUUUCCCGGGGCCCAUUCAGUUGAAGCAGCCGCAAGAGACUUUCUGGCUGAUCGACCACGUCGCCAACGACACCGACCCGACGCCCGACCACCUCUACUUCGGUCGCGCCAUCACCUCCCGGGCUUCCCGUGGCCGGGAGCGUGUCGGGAAAGGGGACUUGAAGCGGCGGGCUUAUCUGGGACCGACCUCUCUGGACAACGAACUCGCCCUGCUCAUGGCGAGCUUCGCGCAAAUCCGACCCGGAAGUAUGGUGUUGGACCCUUUUGUGGGCACGGGCUCUAUUCUGGUGGCCUGCACCCAGUUUGGGGCCUUUUGUGUGGGCACCGACAUCGACAUCCGGGUCUUGCGGGGGAAGGAGGAGGGACGCAACGUCUAUGCGAAUUUCACCCAGUACGGGCUACGCUACCCGGAGCUGGUUCGGAGCGACAACGCGCUGUAUGCCGGGCACUUCCGCCAGGUGGCUCUGUACGACGCCAUUGUCUGCGACCCCCCCUACGGGAUCCGGGCGGGGGCUCGGCGUUCCGGCAGCCGUCGGGAGCAAGUGCGGCCUGUGCCAGCCCAUCUCCGAGCCGACCACAUCCCCCAAACCAGGCCCUACCCGAUGCGCGACGUGCUUGACGACCUCCUCCAAGUGGCGUCGACCGCCCUGAGGGCGGGAGGGAGGUUGGUCUACCUGCUUCCCUGCGAGGUAGGGCCCGAGGCCGGGCCUGAGGAAGGGGUGGUUCCUACGCACGAAGCGCUGGACUUGGUGUGCGUGCAUGAGCAGAAGCUGAACACC